AUGGCUUCCCCCGGACUCGAUGACUACACGAUCGCGUGGGUUUGUGCCUUGCCUUUAGAGGCAGCAGCGGCCCGGGCCAUGCUCGACAGGAUCCACACACCACCCCAGCAGAUAUCCGAUGCGAAUGCCUACGACUUCGGCGAGCUAAACGGCCAUCAUAUAGUUAUUGGAUAUCUACCAAGCGGGGUGUAUGGAACAGUGUCUUCUGCGACCGUGGUAUCCCGCAUGCGUUUGACCUUUCCUCGGCUCCAGUUCGGACUCAUGGUCGGUAUUGGAGGGGGAGUCCCGAGCGAAAGCAAUGACAUUCGAUUAGACGUUGUUGUCAGCAAACCGGGUGGAAAACAUGGCGGGAAAAAGUGUCAAGGAUCUGCAGCGUUGACAGCUGCUGCCUACACAAAACUGCUGCUGUCAGCCAUGCCUGUUCUUCAAACAACGCCGGGCUCGCUGAAAGGAAACAGAGAACGGCACUGGGUAAUCUCACUACCAAGGAAUCCUAAAUUUGUUGGCGGUCAAGAUGAAAUCACGAAGCUAGAAGAACUGCUCGCUAUGCAAGAUGGGCCCCGAAGGAUUGCAAUUACUGGAUUAGGAGGGGUCGGGAAGACUCAAAUCGCCUUAGAGGAGCAGGAAGAAGAUGCAGUGGAACUCCUUAGCGAAGACUUCAGGGAUCCAGGACGCUAUAAGGAUAUACAGAAUGCUGUUCUUACUACUUGGUUAAUAUCCUUCAACCAGGUUCAGCACCAGAACCAAGCGGCAGCGGACUACCUAUCUUUCAUGGCCUGUAUCAAUCCGCGGAACAUCCCUCGGUCCCUUCUUCCAUCACAAUCGACGAAGAAACAGACAGUUGACGCCUUGGGGCUUUUGAAUGCAUACUCAUUCACCAACAAUCAAGACACUGAUAUAAGUAUGCACCGACUGGUGCAUAUUGCUACCCGGAACUGGUUGAAGAAGAAUGAGUUGCUUAGCUACUGGAUCCAGAAAGUGGCUGAUCGAAUUCAAGAGGCAUUUCCUGAUGAUAACUAUACUAAUCGAGCGCUCUGGCGGAAAUACCCCCCUCAUGUUCAAGCCCUUAUGCAAGAAGAUGAGUUUAUCAAGCAGCAGAAGCAGCAUACCAACCCUAUUCAAAAUACUGCAAAUUGCCUUGCUAGCGAUGGAAGAUACUUUGAAGCCAAAGCUCUAUAUAAGCUGCUGUUGGAAAUGUAUCAGGAGGAACAUGGGCCUGAGCAUUCCUCAACUCUGACGAGUAUGGCUAACCUGGCAUCCACCUAUUGGAACCAGGGACGAUGGGAUGAAGUUGAAAAGCUGGGGGUCCUAGUAAUGGAGACCUCGAAGAUAGUGCUAGGAGCAGAGCACCCUGAUACACUGACGAGCAUGGCCAACCUGGCAUCCACCUGGAAAUCUCAAAGCAGGAUUACAGAUGCCCUAACACUGAUUGACGUGUGUUGCAAGCUGCGCAACAAAGUCCUAGGGCCAGAUCAUCCUGAUACAAGACACUCUGCUGAUGUAUUUGAUGCUUGGAAGUACGAAAUUGAUUUGAUCUACAGAAAGCUUCCGUGCCCAUCAUCUCAGAUAGAACAAUCUGACCAUUGGCAGAAGGUUCCUUCGGACAAACCUGCAGCUAUCAUAGCUCGUCCAUCCCGUCAAGGACAUGACGAUUAG
Aspergillus nidulans FGSC A4 is the source of this 1656-nucleotide messenger RNA. RefSeq lists its product as uncharacterized. Gene Ontology annotation, molecular function: catalytic activity. Bases 1 to 1656 code for a protein of 551 amino acids. Lineage: Eukaryota; Fungi; Ascomycota; Eurotiomycetes; Eurotiales; Aspergillaceae. The transcript is spliced from 3 exons. The record is from RefSeq and is a predicted model, not a curated record. Gene Ontology annotation, biological process: nucleoside metabolic process.